CCCUUCCUUCCCGGGCUGGCGGCGGCUGCGGGUGGUGGACCUGCAGAGCGGCCGUCGCCCACACCUCGCUCUCUCCUGGGCCGGCGGAUCCUUUUGUCUCUCCGAGCGGCGAAGGUCGCAGAGCAGGCGCGGCGGCUGCGGGCGCACAAACGCCCGCGCUCUCGGUCACCUCCCCAGCCUCGGCCACCGCAGAACUUGGGCUCGAGAAGCCAGCGGACCGCGUCCAGCUCCAGAGCCGGGGCAUGGUCUAGCAGCUUAUCAAGCCUGUGCAUCAUCCCCCAGCGGUUCUGAUCCUGCUCUGCUUUGGCCUCCAUUUGGCUGUAGGUUUAGUCUCCACUGCCAGCUGCCAUGGGCAAGCAGAACAGCAAGCUGCGUCCUGAGGUGCUGCAGGACCUGCGGGAACACACGGAAUUCACUGACCAUGAGCUUCAGGAAUGGUACAAGGGCUUCCUCAAGGACUGUCCCACUGGCCACCUGACCGUGGACGAGUUCAAGAAGAUCUACGCCAACUUCUUCCCCUAUGGCGAUGCCUCCAAGUUCGCUGAACACGUCUUCCGCACAUUUGACACCAACAGCGACGGCACCAUCGACUUCCGGGAGUUCAUCAUCGCUCUGAGUGUGACCUCUCGGGGCAAGCUGGAACAGAAGCUCAAGUGGGCCUUCAGCAUGUACGACCUGGACGGCAAUGGCUACAUCAGCCGCAGUGAAAUGCUGGAGAUAGUACAGGCCAUCUACAAGAUGGUGUCCUCUGUGAUGAAGAUGCCCGAGGACGAGUCCACGCCCGAGAAGCGAACAGACAAGAUCUUCAGGCAGAUGGACACAAACAAUGAUGGCAAACUGUCCCUGGAAGAAUUCAUCAAAGGUGCCAAGAGCGACCCAUCCAUUGUCCGGUUGCUGCAGUGUGACCCCAGCAGUGCUAGCCAGUUCUGAGGGGAAUGGGCUUUUGGACAUUUGUGAGAAACACAGGCUUGGCCUGCCAUCUUCAGCUUUGCUUGUAAAAGUGGAUUCCUCCGUGAUCUCUCCUGUUCUCCCAGGACCUGGGUCCAGGCAGCAAUCGCACCCUCCUGACCUGGCCAACUGUGGCUUCCUCCUCCUCCCGUCCAGGCUGGCUCCUUCCAAUGGUUCAAGUGUUCUCGACUGUAGGGCUCCUCCCUGCUCACAGAGGGCCUGGUGGCCCUUAAGGACACCAGACAGGACAUUUCAGUAUCUUACCAAGACCAGCUAAUUUAUUCUAUGAUCCCAGGUGAUUUUGUGAGGAUGAAAAAGAUGGAGAGUAGACAGGCAAGCCCUUCCUAUGCAUGGCUCCACCUCCCUUGUUCAUUUUCUCUGACCAAAGCCGCUUGCAUGUAUAUACCGUGGUAUCCUUACUUUUAAUAUAUGAGUUAUAUGUACGGUGAGAUGGACUAUAAUGUUCAGCCCCUAUAUUUAAUGCCUCUGACUGCCUUUGAAGCAUGGUCCCCUGUGGCCUGUGAUUCCCCCCACCCCCAAGUCUGGCUGUGCUGUGAUAUUUAUGCAUUCAUGAUUUGCCUGAUUCCACAGGAGAUACAUGCAUGCCCAGGGCUGUGGACAUCUGCCCUCCGUCCUGUAAAUGCAGGUGUUUCUGUGUGCUCUGUCCUUCCUGUCGAUUGGUCUGGCAUAUUAAAAUGAUCAAAUAAACCAA
This is a messenger RNA of Mus caroli (Ryukyu mouse), 1660 nucleotides long. RefSeq names its product hippocalcin-like protein 1. The record is from RefSeq and is a predicted model, not a curated record. Gene Ontology annotation, molecular function: calcium ion binding. NCBI's taxonomy places the organism in Eukaryota, Metazoa, Chordata, Mammalia, Rodentia, Muridae.